Messenger RNA from Kuraishia capsulata CBS 1993, 933 nucleotides. RefSeq lists its product as uncharacterized. Lineage: Eukaryota; Fungi; Ascomycota; Pichiomycetes; Pichiales; Pichiaceae. The transcript has a single exon. Bases 1 to 933 code for a protein of 310 amino acids. The record is from RefSeq and is a predicted model, not a curated record.
AUGAAGGUUGCUAUCGCAGGUCCAGGUGACCUUUCCAAGUACCAAGUUGAGGAACUCCAGAAGAAAUCCGUCGAGGUGGUCGUUUUGGCCAGAAGCCGCAAGGAAUGGUACGAGAACAAGGAGGGUGUUGACUUCAGAUUGGUUGACUUUACCUCGCUUGAUUCUCUUGUCGAAGCCCUGAAGGACUGUGACGGUUUGGUGUCCACCAUUCUCGAUUAUUCCGAGACUAAUGUUACCAUUCACAACCUUUUGAUCGAUGCCAUGCUCAAGACUCCAAAGUGCAGAAAGUUCAUUCCAUCCGAGUACGGCAGUGAUCUUUUGAAUUACCCUGAUCAGCCAUCGUUCUAUUACUUCUGCCACAACCCUAUCAGAGAGAAGCUGAGAGCUCUCCCAAAGGGUGAAGAUCAGUUGCAAUAUACUUUGCUGUCCACUGGUUACUUGGCGGAUUACUUCAACCCUUCAAGCAACAGAUACAUCAAAGAUUUCGAUAUGUUUCCAUUGAACCUGAAGGAGAAGACUUUGACCAUUCCAGGCACUGGUGAUGAGUUGGUUUCAUUCACCUCAACCAGAGAUAUUGCCAAGGCUAUUACCAACCUUUUCUUAAGUAAUGAGCCAUGGGAGGACAUCACCUUCAUUGCUGGCGAGACCAACUCCUGGAACAAGAUUCUGCCUGCCUACCUGAGUGACUUGGACUUGACCGUCACCAAGGUUUCCCUCACUGAUAUUGUCAAGGAAAUUGUUGAGGGUAACGCUGAAAAGGACCAAGACAAGAUUUACUCCGGUGAAUUCAAGUUGUGGGUUGCUUCUCAUGCUUUGGGUCUUCCAGCUGACUUGGUUGCUAAGCAGAAGGCCAAGUUCUUCAGUGACAUCCACUUCCAUACCAUUGCUGAGGUUAGAAAGGCCGCUGAAGCCGGUCCUGAAUUUAUUGUCUAA